This is a messenger RNA of Episyrphus balteatus (marmalade hoverfly), 5989 nucleotides long. RefSeq names its product serine-rich adhesin for platelets. Gene Ontology annotation, molecular function: serine-type endopeptidase inhibitor activity. Bases 137 to 5707 code for a protein of 1856 amino acids. Lineage: Eukaryota; Metazoa; Arthropoda; Insecta; Diptera; Syrphidae. The transcript is spliced from 2 exons. The record is from RefSeq and is a predicted model, not a curated record.
AGCUAAGUUUUUGAAAGAGAUAACCUGCUUACUUGUGUUAACCAUAAAGCAGGACAACAAAACUACAUCAAACAAACGACAGUAACGCACAAUUUUGGUCGUGUGGACAGACAAAAGCGGCAAACCACAAACGAAAAUGCGAAUUCGCAUUAUAUUGUUGGCCCUGAUUGUGCAUCAGUGCUGGACCCAUCCGUCCUUUGGGGCAGAGACGACAUCAGACAUCACAGACGACAAAGCAGCACAGCCACAGCAGUUGAAACCACAAAAGGACAGUCCCGACCGAGAUGGCGAAUCAUCAAAGAGGAUUAUCGGUUCUAGUGUUGUAACAUCAGUCUCUGUAAUCCUAAAUGGCAACGAACCGGAAUUCACUGAUGCCCUUGGGGUCAAAGUUCCCAAACCACAAGUUCCUCAUCUACAAGUUGCUAGCCCUAUCAAUCUCCUAAAUCCUGAUCGCUAUGAAUUCUACACUUUCGAUGAUAAUGGUGAACUUGUUAAACGUCUAAUGACAAUGCAAGAAAUCCAAAGUAUCGUAGCAAAUGGCGAUGGUGAAGGACCAACUAUUAUUCAUUCAGCUCCAAUUAAUGAACGUGAUCCAGAAAAGAAUGUUCAAGACAUCGUCAAAAGUGUACAAAGUGUUCUAAAUCGUGAAGUUGAAUCUAAUAAAAAUGCAUCUGAUAUUCAACCAAUACUUGAUACUCCUGAUGUAUCAUCGUCAUGGUCAAUGAUACUUCCGGCAAUAUUUGGCAAUACAGGUGGAGAUAUAUUUCCACAAAAUAAACCCCAACAAGUUGUUAUGACACCAGAUUCUGAUGUGUUUGAAGCAACUACUAAAUCGAAUAGAACAAAACCUUCAGCGAAGCCAAAACCACAAAAGAAGAAAAAUGGAAACAGACGGAAGACCACUACCAAGAGAGUUUCUACUACAACAGCUUUGCCAGAUCUUGAAGCUGAAGGUGCUGAGGUUUAUGAUUCGACAACAAGAAGAGUUUUCAUCAAUAACCAAGAAGUAUUUCAAUCAACCGAAACUGGUGAUCUUCUUUUGGGUGAAGAAUUAUCAAAGAAACAUUCAGCAGUUGCUCAUGCUAGACCAGCUUCAACUAAACGACCACAGGGAAGUAAUUUAAAGAAGAAAACUAAACGUCCAUCAACUUCUACUGCAGCUCCAACACCUCCGCUAGAAUCAGUAACAUCAACAAUAGCACCGGAACCAACAACUCCAGCAACAACGGAAGCAGCUCCAACAGUACCGGUUGCAACAACUUUGGUAUCCACUACUGUUACUGAAAUUUCGUCAACAACAACUGUUUCACCGGUGGUUAGUGAAGAACAAGGAAAUAAGGAGAAACCUCCACAGAAGAAGCGAAAGAAGCCCACUCGUAAACCUACCAAUCCUGAUUCAGCUAUCGAAGUAUCAACGGAAAAACACUACAGCAACUAUCACAGAAGGAAACACAGUACAGCACGUCCGUACCACAAUGCCCCAACAACUUCACAAAUUUCAUCAACAACAACAACAACAUCAACAACAACAACAACAACUGAAGCUCCACCUACUUCAACAACUCCAGUACCAAGUACCAGCUCAACUACAACAACAACAACCGAAGUUCCUUCAUCAACCACAACUCCUGCUCCAGAAACAACAACCACGACUUUAAAGCCUAUCCAUCAUAAGCCUCAUACCACUAAAAAAUCAACAACACACAAACCUACUACAACAGCUGAAGAACAUCAAACUUUCGCCACCUACCGUCCAACACCUCCAACAUCAACCACUGAAACUCUACCAACUUAUCAACCUCCAACUACCUCAACCAGUUCCUAUGCUUCGACUACUAUCAAACCCUACAAUGCUCCUCCGAACUACAUCGAACAAGAACAAGUCGAUGACUAUCUCAUCAGUCCCGAUAAUUUCAGCCCUUCGUUGAAGAAAGAAAAGAUCGAAUUGCCAGGUUCUCUAAGUCAGAAAGAAGAAGAUCACAAUACAAAAGUUUCAUUCGAUCAAAUUCUUCAAAGUCUUAAGGAAGAAUCUUCAACCGAUGACAUGAUGGAGGCAAGUGAAUCUGAAGAAGUACAAAUGCCAGCUAGACUACCGUUGAAUAAUGAACCCGUAACAGAAACUGAAUCACCAAUAACAAUGACUUCGAUGGAUUUAUUAAAAAAAGAUGAUGAAUUCGAUGGUUUAGAUUUGACUGCUUCAUCUACUGAAGAUUCGAUCAAAGAAGAAGGCCCGGUUGUGAUUAUUACAGGAAGACCACAGAUUCAUACUUCGAAUAAGCCAGUUGUUCCAUUGGUUUAUAUUGCUCCUGAUACUACAACAGCUUUUGAAGAACCUCAAAGAACAACUUUAAGUAUUGAAGAUCAAACUGAAGCAACAACUUUACAAGAUAGAAGAACUUCUGAUAACAAAGAAGAAGGAUCAGCGAAUGUUGUCAAGUUUGAACCACUUUUUGCUGAUAUUCAAGAUCCUGUUGUUACAACUUUUACUACCACUGAACUUCCUCAAACCACAUUGUUUAAUGAUGAAGAGUUUUCAACUACAAAUGAAGAUGAAGAUUCUUUAUUAACUACCACUCUUCCUCCACUACCAUUAGACAAUCUUAUGCAAAAAAUUGAUAACCUUAUUGCAAUGAGUCUAAAAUCAAAUGAUACUAGUAACAUUGUCGAAGCAAAUACAAGUCAAAACCAACAGGCAAUACCUCAUAUAAGUGCAUUAACCAUGAAUGAUUUCAAAACUCAAGCAGCAACAAUGGCAUCAAUAUUAGAAGACCACAAUACAAGUAGUGAUGAUGAAUUCACUGAAACAACAACAACAACAGUGAAUUCAAUUGAAAGCAAGGAUGAAAUUGAAUUACUUUUGACCGAUGUAAUCAACCAAAUGACUCAAACUCAACCCAAUCCUAAACCCACAGUUGGGACAACAACAACCACAACAAUUCCAAACAAUAUUAUCCAACGUAAGGACGAAGAAGAAAUAGAGGAUGUUAAAGAAUCCAAUCUUCACAGCAGCAACAGUAACCAUCAAGAUGAAACCGCACAACGUUUAUCGAAUUUUGCCCAAAUCAAUCCAGCACUUCAUUUGAGCGUUUCAGAGAUCAAAGAAACCGCUCUUCGACAGCCAAUUUUGAAUGAGUCAAUUAAGAUUGUUACUUCCGUUCCGAAAGUGAAUAUUAAUGAUGAUAAUGAUGUUGUUGAUGAUUUAUUGCGGCAUGGUUCUGAUGAUGAAGAAGAAGAAACCACAUUGACUCCUGAAACAAAUUAUGUCCUAAUAUCACAAGGAAAUGAUGAUUAUCCAGCUGUUUUGGAAAAUACUGAUACCGAAGAUGCAAAGGUAGAAGUUACUACAAUUUCUCAAAAUGAAGAGGAAAUUAUAAAAAAUGAUAAGGAAGAACCAUCUGGUGAAGAUAAAAUCGAUGAAAUUUCAAUGAAGAGUGAAGAGGGAGAAAUGGAAGAAAUCAAUACCUCUUCAUCAAGUACUGAUACCGCCGAAGAAGAAAAAUCUACAGAAAUUCCCGGAGAAACCACUGUUGUUUUCACUGAUUCCGAUAUGGAAGUAAGUUUGGAACCAUUAGAACAUACAACAAUUGUACCAGCUGAUUCACAUUUACUUCAUGGUGAAGAUCCAUAUAUUAAACUUGGAGAAAUCGGUGCUAAACCUACUGUUCAAAGUGUCGUACAGCUGAUUUACGGACAAGACUCAAAACCUGAAUUGAAAACUGAAGAUAUCAAAGAAUUGGAGAAGAUUGAUGAUAAUCCAGUGAUGAUGAACAAUGAAUAUCCAUCAAGUGAGAAACCUAUCAAAGAUAGUCUUCGAAUUUCUUCAGAAAAAGUCGAGGUUUCCACAGAAAAAAUAGAAGAAGAAUUGAAACAACCACUUCCAACAGUUCAAUCAGCUAUUGAAGAUUCUUCAAACAAAGAAACAGAGCUUCCUCAACUACUAACAGCAGUUGAAGAUUCUUCCAACACCGAAUCAGAGCUUCCACAACUUCUAACAGCUUCAGUAAGUGAGGAAGCUCCUGUGAUUUCCGAAGAUCCGAUAUCUACUUCAGCUCCACUAACAACCUCUCCAACCAAAAAACCCUCAAACACUCUUAAACCAGUAUCGUAUUUCAACAAACAACCAGCUUUAAUGUUAAAUGAUCAAAAUAAGUUCCAGGCUUUUCAGGCGGUACAGGUUCAGCAACGUCCUGUAGUACGUCCUGCAUCAUUGAGUAAUCUCAAGAUGCCACAAUCUGGUGCCGGAAGACCUCCUGUUAAACUUGAUCCUAGUCCAGCUGAUUCGAAAGGUCUUGAAACCAGUACCCAAUCUUUAGAUGAAGAUCUUCGUCAAUUCUCACAACUUUGUAACGAACUUGCUUUCACCUAUUGGAGAUCAAUUACUUCGGAGAAAAUCAGUUCAGCAAGAAGUUUGGUAAUUUCGCCAUUUGCUUUGACUUCAAUGUUAUCAAUGGUGUUUUUGGGAGCUCGUGGAAGUACUUCUGGGGAGAUGAAUGAAGUUCUGAAACUUGAUGAUAUGGUUACGUUCAAUCCUCACUUGGUCUUCAAAAAUGUCACAGAGUCUGUUGAGAGAGCUACUGAUAGUGAUAUUUCUUCGAGUGCUUUUGUAAGAGAGGCUUUUAGUGAUCGUGCGAAUGGGAAGAUUUUGCAGUUCUUCAAGGAGAAGACACAACAAUUCUACUCGGGACAUGUUGAAGAAGUCAAUUUCCAUGUUGUGAAUGAUGUAAUUCGCAGAAGGACUAAUCUUCUUGUGAAGAGACACACAAUGGGAAAGGUUAUGGAGUAUCUUCGUACCAACAGUGUUUGGGUUAAUGGUCCAUUGGCAACUAUUUCAGCGAACUUGUUCCAGACUGAUUGUAGUAAGGCAUCAUUUGCUGAUCGAGAUGGAGAAAUGUUCUUCCAGGUGCAUCCAUCGAUUAGGCAACGAAGACUUGUGCCAAUUCCAGCAGUGCUCUUCCGAACUGGUUUUACCGCAGGCUAUGAGCCGAAUCUUGAUGCGACAGUUGUAGCCUUCGGAAAGUACUAUGAGACUGUUAGUACGAUCUAUGUGAUGCCAGGACAGCAGGGAACUCUUGCACCGGCAGAUAGUCUUGAUCUUCUGGAAAAUAAUCUCAUGGAAACAGCUUUGACUAAAAAUGCUUGGAGUAACCUUUUAACGUCUCUUAUGGAAAGACCGGGUCUAGAGGUACAACUUCCACGAUUCUCACAUAGAUCGUUUGUAAAUGCUUCGCUGGGUCUUCAGAAGAUGGGUUUGAAGGGCUUAUUCAAUUCAGAACUUGCUGAUCUUCGUGGUCUGACCGGUCUUGCGGCUAAGGAUAUAUAUCUUUCGGAUAUGAUUCAGAUUAAUACAUUUAGUACAUGUGCUGAGGAUAAGAUUGGUGAACAUCAUCAUGUUGAGAUGUAUCCAGCCCCGCCAAUUCGCAAACGGAAUAAGGACGUUCGAGAAAAUGAAGAUGACGAAAAUGAUUCUUCAGAGAGUGUUAUUGAUUUUGGAUCAAUUGUUCAAGAUAAUGGUAUGGCAAGAGGUUUCUAUGAUGAUUUACUUGAUCCUAAAUUUUUGGAACUGCCUUUGCCACUUCGUCCAAGACAGGCACGAAUUCCUGAUGCUCCAAGACUUCGUUUUGAUAGGCCUUUCCUUUAUUUUGUUCGACAUAAUCCAACUGGAAUGAUAUUAUUUAUGGGUCGUUUUAAUCCGAGACUACUGCCUUAGAUGCAAAUUUUUUAGGUGUCCUUUUCUUCUGAAAGCUAGCUAGAUAUUUAAAUAGUUGUUUAAGCAAAUUUUUUAAUUUUUAUUUAUUUCUUCAUCUAUAGAAUAGAAUAUCAUUUAUAUCAUAAAAUUUCAAAUUUAUUUAAUUUUUUGUGUGCUCGUGCAAAUCCUUAAUCUAGGAUCAGUUAAGAAAGAAAUCGUAUUUUAAAAAAAUUACAAAGAGGUUUUUUUUUUUUGUUUGAUUUGUUAGAUCCUGGAUUGACGAUUGGCGCCCUAAUUUUUUUU